Giardia duodenalis is the source of this 321-nucleotide messenger RNA. RefSeq lists its product as uncharacterized. The record is from RefSeq and is a predicted model, not a curated record. Gene Ontology annotation, molecular function: metal ion binding. The coding region runs from base 1 to 321 and encodes 106 amino acids. NCBI's taxonomy places the organism in Eukaryota, Fornicata, Diplomonadida, Hexamitidae. The transcript has a single exon.
AUGGAUGAUCUUAUGGUGUCGCUUAUGAAACUGGAAACCUUGAACUCCAACUAUGCACGGAGCAUUGUCAAGGACUACGCAGUAGAACACAGCCAGGACCCUAUCCUGGAGCCCCCCGUCACUGAAGGUCGCUGUCAGAUACCCACAUGCCCUAUACCCCGCCAGACAAAGCUGGACAAAGGCACAGUCAUCAUAGAGGCCUUUCUACCAACAAUGUACCUCAAGACUGCCCGGAAAUCCAUGGUUUGCCGGUUUUACCUUCAAGGCAGCUGCACCAGGAUCAACUGCCCAUACAUCCACCCGCCGCGGCACGCAGACUGA